Arabis nemorensis is the source of this 5601-nucleotide messenger RNA. Lineage: Eukaryota; Viridiplantae; Streptophyta; Magnoliopsida; Brassicales; Brassicaceae. The record is from the annotation of a GenBank genome assembly.
AUGACGGAGGAUAGUAGCUUGGAUGGUUCGGAAAAGGAAGAGAUCGGUAGCUCAGUUGGUGGUGGUGGUUUUGGAGAUUUGGCAUCCAUGGACUCUAUCGAGUCUCGAUGGGUUACUCAAGACGAUGAGGAUUCCGAGAUCGGACUUGAGGAGGAUGAUGAUGACGGAUUCGACGGUACCGGACUGGAAUCUGAAGAGGAAGAAAUAGCGGAGCAUCGUUUGAUCCGUACUGGUCCUCGUGUUGACUCUUUCGACGUGGAAGCUCUUGAAGUUCCUGGUGCUCCAAGGAAUGAUUACGAGGACUUGACUGUCGGGAGGAGAGUGUUACUUGCAUUCCAGACACUAGGGGUUGUCUUUGGAGAUGUAGGAACCAGUCCGUUGUAUACGUUCAGUGUAAUGUUCAGUAAAUCACCUGUCCAAGAUAAAGAAGAUGUCAUUGGAGCAUUGUCACUAGUAAUAUACACCUUACUUUUGGUCCCUCUUAUUAAAUAUGUUCUUGUUGUUCUAUGGGCAAAUGAUGAUGGUGAAGGUGGAACCUUUGCGUUGUACUCACUAAUCUCUCGUCAUGCCAAAAUUAGUCUUAUCCCAAACCAACUUCGCUCAGACGCUCGGAUUUCAAGUUUUAGACUGAAGGUGCCUUGCCCUGAGCUUGAGAGAUCAUUGAAACUAAAAGAAAAACUCGAGAAUUCAUUAAUUCUGAAGAAACUUCUCCUCGGGUUAGUUCUUGCUGGAACUGCCAUGGUGAUUGCCGAUGGGGUUGUUACUCCUGCAAUGUCAGUAAUGUCAGCUGUUGCUGGACUUAAGGUUGGAGUUGAUGCAGUUGAGCAAGAUCAAGUGGUGAUGAUUUCAGUUGCAUUUCUGGUGAUCCUUUUUAGUCUACAAAAGUAUGGGACGAGUAAGAUGGGGCUAGUAGUAGGUCCCGCCUUACUUAUAUGGUUCUGUUGUCUUGCUGGUAUUGGAAUUUACAACCUGGUCAAAUACGAUAGCAGUGUUUACAGAGCAUUCAACCCUAUCCACAUCUAUUACUUCUUCAAGAGGAACUCUAUAAAUGCGUGGUAUGCACUUGGAGGUUGCAUCCUCUGUGCUACAGGCUCAGAGGCAUUAUUUGCAGACCUUUGCUAUUUUUCUGUUCGAUCAGUCCAGCUUACAUUUGUGUGUCUCGUACUGCCGUGCCUCAUGUUGGGUUAUAUGGGACAAGCUGCAUACCUGAUGGAGAAUCAUACGGAUGCAAGUCAAGCUUUCUUUUCAUCUGUUCCAGGUGCUGCAUUCUGGCCGGUCCUUGUCAUAGCCAACAUUGCAGCUCUAAUAGCUAGUCGCACAAUGACUACUGCAACAUUUUCAUGUAUUAAACAGUCAACAGCUCUGGGCUGUUUCCCUCGUCUCAAAAUUAUCCACACGUCUCGGAAAUUUAUGGGUCAGAUCUAUAUACCUGUCCUAAACUGGUUCCUGCUUGCCGUUUGCCUGGUCGUCGUCUGCUCAAUCUCAAGUAUCAAUGAGAUUGGAAAUGCAUAUGGGAUGGCUGAGCUUGGAGUGAUGAUGACAACGACAAUUCUGGUGACCUUAAUCAUGCUUCUUAUAUGGCAGAUCAAUAUCGUAAUCGUCAUUGCCUUUCUGAUAGUUUUCCUCGGAGUGGAAUUAGUCUUUUUCUCGUCAGUUAUAGCGAGUGUCGGGGAUGGCAGCUGGAUAAUAUUGGUUUUUGCCGUAAUCAUGUUUGGUAUAAUGUAUGUUUGGAACUAUGGAAGUAAGCUCCGGUAUGAAACAGAAGUUGAACAAAAGUUGUCAAUGGAUUUGAUGAGAGAACUUGGGUGCAACCUGGGAACAAUAAGAGCUCCUGGUAUCGGUUUGCUGUACAAUGAAUUAGUGAAGGGAGUACCAGCAAUAUUUGGCCAUUUUCUGACAACACUUCCUGCAAUCCAUUCCAUGGUCAUUUUUGUUUGUAUAAAAUAUGUUCCGGUUCCACUUGUACCCCAGAAUGAGAGGUUCCUCUUCAGACGCGUCUGCACCAAAAGCUAUCACUUAUUCCGUUGCAUUGCCAGGUAUGGUUAUAAGGAUGCAAGGAAAGAGAACCACCAAGCAUUUGAGCAGCUACUGAUCGAGAGCCUCGAGAAGUUCAUCCGAAGAGAAGCUCAAGAACGUUCCUUGGAGAGCGACGGGAACGAUGAUUCAGACUCAGAGGAAGAUUUCCCAGGUUCUAGAGUUGUUAUUGGCCCCAAUGGAAGCAUGUACUCGAUGGGCGUUCCUCUUCUCUCCGAGUACAGAGACUUGAACAAACCGAUCUUGGAAAUGAACAUCUCGUCUGAUCACGCAAACCACAAUCCCUUUGACGCAUCGUCUGACUCCUCUAUAUCUGAAGCCGAGCAAAGCCUGGAGAGAGAGUUAUCGUUCAUACACAAAGCGAAAGAAUCAGGUGUCGUGUAUCUACUUGGGCACGGCGAUAUAAGAGCAAGAAAAGAUUCAUGGUUCAUCAAGAAGCUAGUCAUAAAUUACUUUUACGCAUUCUUGAGGAAAAACUGCAGAAGAGGAAUCGCGAACUUAAGUGUGCCUCAGUCGCAUUUGAUGCAGGUCGAUAUGGAGCAGUUGCUGUCAGAAGCUCAACAUAGGUGGCUUAGGCCUGCUGAGAUUUGUGAAAUUCUUCAGAACUAUCAGAAGUUUCAUAUUGCAUCAGAGUCUCCCAACCGACCCGCCAGUGGUUCACUCUUUCUUUUUGAUAGGAAGGUGCUGAGAUAUUUUAGGAAAGAUGGACACAACUGGAGGAAGAAGAAGGAUGGGAAAACAAUAAGAGAAGCUCAUGAGAAGCUGAAGGUAGGAAGCAUUGAUGUGCUACAUUGUUACUAUGCUCAUGGAGAAGGCAACGAGAAUUUCCAGAGACGAUGUUACUGGAUGCUUGAACAAGAUUUGAUGCAUAUUGUUUUUGUACACUACUUGGAGGUUAAGGGUAACCGGACAAGUAUAGGAAUGAAAGAAAACAAUUCAAGUUCCGUAAAUGGCACAGCUUCAGUGAAUAUUGAUUCAUCAGCCAGCCCAACCAGCACAUUGUCAUCAUUAUGUGAAGAUGCUGAUUCUGGGGAUAGUCAUCAAGCAAGUUCCGUCUUGCGAGCAUCUCCUAUAUUUCAAACUGGAAAUCGCGAUGGUUGGACACCAGCUCCUGGCAUGCGUAAUGAUUCGCAGGCUCUUGGGAACAGAAUUAGAGAAAGUGAUUCCCAGAGAUUAGUUGAUGUUCGAGCUUGGGAUACUGUUGGGAAUUCAGUGACAAGAUACCAUGAUCAACCUUACAGUAAUUUGUUGACUCAGGUGCAGCCUUCUAAUACUGAAUCAAUGCUGGUGGAAGAAGAUACAGACAGAGGUGGGCUGUUAGCGACUGAGCAUCUCAGAAACCCCCUUCAACCCCAAUUAAAUUGGCAGAUUCUAGCUCAGGAUGACCUAUCAUUGCCAAAAUGUCCCCUGGAUCUGGUUUCACAUUCUGGAAUGACUGAUGACACUGGUCUGGCAUCAUUUGAGCAAAGUGCACAAGAUAAUUUUCAGACAUUUUCCAGUCUCCUUGGCAGUGAAAAUCAGCAACUUGUUGGGAAUAAUUUUCAAGCUCCAACAAGUAUGGAAUCUGAAUAUAUACCUGUAAAGAAAUCAUUGUUAAGACACGAAGAUAGUUUGAAGAAGGUCGACAGUUUUUCUCGGUGGGCUAGUAAAGAACUUGGCGAGAUGGAGGAUUUACAGAUGCAGUCUUCGCGUGGAGAUAUUGCAUGGACCACUGUUGAUUGUGAAACUGCAGGAGGUGGACCCUCCCUGAGCCCUUCUCUCUCCGAGGAUCAGCGUUUCACCAUAGUUGAUUUUUGGCCAAAAUGCGCACAUACCGAUGCAGAAGUUGAGGUUAUGGUUAUUGGGACAUUUCUGCUUAGCCCACAAGAAGUUACCAAGUAUAACUGGUCAUGCAUGUUUGGUGAAGUGGAGGUUCCUGCUGAGAUUCUUGUAGACGGUGUCCUUUGCUGCCAUGCUCCACCGCAUACAGCUGGUUUAGUGCCCUUUUAUGUGACGUGUUCCAACAGAUUUGCUUGCAGUGAAUUACGAGAAUUUGAUUUUCUUUCUGGUUCUACCAAAAAAAUCAAUGCUGUUGAUAUUUAUGGUACCUAUACAAACGAAGCAUCACUUCAGCUGCGGUUAGAGAAGCUGCUUGCUCAUGGAGCUUUUGUUCACGAACACCAUGUAUUUAACGAUGUUGGGGAAAAACGAAGGAAAAUCAGUAAUAUCAUGUUGCUAAAGGAGGAAAAAGAGUAUCUUCUUCCAGGGACGUUUGAGAGAGAUUCAACCAAACAACAACCAAAAGUACGGCUUUUUAGGGAACAGUUUGAAGAGCAACUAUAUGUAUGGCUCAUCCAUAAAGUGACUGAAGAGGGUAAGGGGCCAAACAUACUGGAUGAAGAUGGACAGGGUGUUUUACACUUUGUUGCAGCGCUUGGAUAUGAUUGGGCUAUUAAACCGAUUUUAGCAGCAGGAGUUAACAUUAACUUCCGUGAUGCAAAAGGAUGGUCCGCCCUUCAUUGGGCUGCGUUUAGUGGCAGGGAGGAAACUGUCGCUGUGCUUGUCUCUCUAGGUGCUGAUGCUGGAGCGUUGACAGAUCCAUCUCUAGAGCUUCCUUUGGGUAAAACAGCUGCUGAUUUGGCCUACGUAAAUGGACACAGGGGUAUUUCGGGUUUUCUUGCAGAGUCUUCCUUAACUAGUUAUCUUGAAAAGCUAACAGUGGACUUGAAGGAAAACAGCUCUGCAAACUCUGCUGGACCAAAAGCUGUUCAAACAGUCUCUGAGCGAACCGCUGCUCCUAUGAGCUAUGGCGAUGUACCAGAAACAUUUUCCUUGAAGGAUUCACUUACCGCUGUCCGUAAUGCUACACAGGCAGCUGAUCGUCUUCAUCAAGUAUUCAGGAUGCAAUCAUUCCAGCGGAAACAGCUGUCUGGAUUUGGGCAUGAUGAAGGGAUUGAUAUCUCCGACGAUAUAGCUAUAUCCUUUGCAGCUGCUGCAAACACUAAGAAUCAAGGACACAGUGAAGUCUCUGUUCAUUCCGCUGCAGUGCAUAUCCAGAAGAAAUAUCGGGGUUGGAAGAAGAGAAAAGAGUUUCUUUUGAUCCGACAAAGAGUCGUUAAGAUUCAGGCUCAUGUGAGAGGACAUCAGGUCCGGAAACAAUACCGACCAAUCGUUUGGUCUGUGGGAUUACUCGAGAAAAUCAUUUUGCGUUGGAGACGCAAAGGUAGUGGUUUAAGAGGGUUUAAACGCAGUGCAAUCGCCAAAACCGUGGAACCCGAACCGCCUGUAUCAGUACUAUCCCCUACCAUUCCACAGGAAGAUGAGUAUGAUUUUCUAGAAAAAGGAAGAAAACAGACAGAGGAAAGGCUUCAAAAAGCUCUCACUCGGGUCAAAUCGAUGGUUCAAUACCCAGAAGCACGAGAUCAAUACCGAAGACUCCUAACCGUUGUUGAGGGCUUCCGUGAAAACGAGGUACCUGCUUCAUCAAGUUUAAACAACAGAGAGGAACUAGUCAACUAUGAAGAAGACGACUUAUUUGAUAUUGACUCUCUUUUGAACGAUGACACAAUAAUGUCCAUGUCUCCUUGA